AUAAUAAGGAAUUUGGAGAGUUUUUAACAAGUGGAUUGGAUACCAUAAAGUGUUUAAACUUGUACUUUAUCUUUUUAAAUACGUGAUAUACGCUCAUUCCUCUGGGUGCACGAAAAUAUUUCGUCUCGAGACUUAUCUCAGUUCAGGAUCAGGAUCACACAAAACGGGACAGUGAUUCGGAAAAGGGAGCAUUUGGAUUCUGGAUUUUUGGUUUUUUCGCGACAAAAAAUUUAAUUAUUGAAGGAAUUUUGAGAAAAAUAGUGUUUUUUUCUGAGAGGUGAAUCUGUGAAAGUUAAAAAGUAGAUUAUGACCAUGUCGCCAGACGAAGAGCAAGAAAUUGCGUUAGGUCGACCCACCAAAUUCAAGCCGGAUUGGCCCCCACAACCCUCCCAAACUCCGCUCCCCAAAGUUUUCUCCAAGUGUUCGGAAAAAUUCAAGAAGGUGUCCUGGCCCCCAAAGGAUGACGAGUCUCAACCGGUCGACCAGCCCGUGUCGCUGGUUCAACUGCAGGACGAAAUGCAGAUGAAUGACGAGCGUUGGAAACCCUGCGGAACGUACAAGGCCGCCCCCACCAUUUACGCCGAACAACCCGCACAGCUCAACGAAGACGUCUGGCCACCACCGGAAGGAAUUGACACGAGCGAACGCGUCAUUCACGACGCGUCCCGACCAAAACGCGCCAUCCGCGAUUACACGGUCUUCUUCAGCAAGAACAAGGCUCCCGAGGGGGGGAAAAGCUAUAAAGUUCCGCCCGGAACGUUGCACGUGGUCGCGGAACGGGGCGUGCUGUCCUUCGAAAAUGUGGACAUUGGGAAAGGCACGCUCGCCGAGGUUGGACCGGAUGGUCAACCCUUCAAACCAGGUCAACAACAGCAACAGCAGCAACCACCACCAAAAGGACCACAGGCCCCAAAUAGGAACGCGCAACAGCAGCAGCCCGCUCGUCGCCCGGUCCCAGCAGCAGCGCCACCACCGCAAGAAUCUGACGAGGAAGAAGAAGAAGAAGAGGAGGAGGAGGAUUCGGAAGCGUCACUUUAAAUUUUUGACAGAUACAAUUAAUUAAUUAAAUUAAUUAUUAAGCUAUAAGCAGAGUAAGUAUUUAGUGAUAUGUAUAGGAUUUAGAUCAAAGGUCGACGCCGACGCCAAUUUUAAUAGUUUUUGGGCGGCGCCGCGUAAAAUCCUACCGGCGACGUACGAUCUGCGACGGCGGCGCGGCGCGGCGUCGACCUCGGAUUUAGGUAAUUUCACUUCUUGAAAACCCAACCAACUGUAUUCACUUCAAAUCAGUUAAAUAUUUUUAGCUUGUAUUAAUUAAAUAAAUGCUUAAUUUUUAGCUUGGUUAAAAUACUUGAAAUAUAUUUUGUAGUAGGAAGAAAAUUAUAACUAUAACGUUAUUUGCUAUGCUAUGCAUCAUUUAUAUGUGUAUGCACGUGGGGAUUAUGACGACUUUGUUGCAAUUAAUUAGCUAAUUAAUUAUGACGCAUUAAUGCGAGAAUUUGCGCAUAUCAUGGCGAAAAGAGAGAAGAUAAUGGCAAACUUUUCGCAAAUUUAAGACCACUUAAUUUGGAAAAUGUGCCCCAUUUACAUUUUGGUUUUGACUUCCACUUGAACUGCUUUUAAAUAAACUGUAAUUUGAGAUUAUUAUAGAGUUAAAUGCUUUUUAAUUUCCUAAUACCUUUGUCUGAACUUUAGAUUAAUUAAUUAUUGUUCGUUAAUUAACCAUUAAGUAAUUUUGUAGGUUAUCUGUUUAUGUAAAUAUAGACAGCCAGCGCUUAUACGUGACCUUAUCAGUCAGUUAGGUAAUUUUAUCAAAUGAGCCAACUACACAUCCUGCCUUGUAAGAAUAAGAAUUGAUUGAAAUUAAUUAUGCAAUAAAACUGAAUCUUCUAGAGUUUUAGGGGAA
Molecule: messenger RNA, 1903 nt
Organism: Folsomia candida
Lineage: Eukaryota; Metazoa; Arthropoda; Collembola; Entomobryomorpha; Isotomidae
Product: nucleolin
Exons: 3
Coding region: 307-1038 (243 amino acids)
Source: RefSeq, a predicted model, not a curated record